This is a messenger RNA of Coccinella septempunctata (seven-spotted ladybird), 3737 nucleotides long. It is a transcript of the gene msi, whose product is annotated as RNA-binding protein Musashi homolog 2. The coding region runs from base 460 to 1545 and encodes 361 amino acids. Lineage: Eukaryota; Metazoa; Arthropoda; Insecta; Coleoptera; Coccinellidae. The transcript has 6 exons. Gene Ontology annotation, cellular component: cytoplasm. Gene Ontology annotation, molecular function: RNA binding. The record is from RefSeq and is a predicted model, not a curated record.
UCAGAUUCGCUGUGAUCGCAGGAAAGUGUGCUCGAAUCACUGCGGGAGGUAUAUGUAUAUUAUUUCAUCGAUGUCUUUUAUCGGACCUUUACGACUGCAUCAAAUAUAAUACCAUUCCUCACGUGGCAACGCAGCCUUACAUGCCUUUGUAAAUACUAGUUGAAACGAAUACUUGCGACAAUAUGUUUUACAUAGUUCUUUCAAUAAAAUAGUGUUAUCCGACUGAAAAUUAGUGUUAGUACGAAAAUUAAUCACUUGUGAUCUUCCAUAUCAGGAAUUUAGUGACUGGUUCGAUGCUGAAGCUCUGCGUUAAUCUAUCGAUAAGUUCCAUUGUCGCACAAUUUUGACCGUUGCCUUACCGACACCACGUCGAUUCUUGAGGAAAAGGAAAUUUAUCCCUUUUAAUGCAUGCCAAACUACUUCAUUAGUUAGGGUAAUAAUAAUAAAGAAAGGAAGACGAUGGCUGUCACAGUGUAUCCUACAAAUAUCAAAUUAGAAUGCGGAAUGGAAUCCAAAGGUAUCAUUGAAAUCAAUGGAGGGAGCCAUUCAGGCUCCUCAGGACGCAGCACACCUAUUACCCCUAGCGAACCUGCACCUGGAAAGUUAUUUGUCGGUGGUCUCAGCUGGCAAACUUCCAGCGAAAGGCUGAGGGAAUAUUUCGGGAUGUUCGGGAACGUCACGGAUGUCUUGAUAAUGAAGGAUCCAUCAACACAGAGGAGUAGAGGAUUUGGAUUCAUAACCUUCUCAGAACCAUCUAGCGUAGACAAUGUAUUGAAGGUGCCUAUUCACACCCUUGAUGGCAAGAAGAUCGAUCCUAAGCACGCUACCCCAAAAAAUCGACCAAAAACCGCGACUAGAACCAAAAAAAUUUUCGUGGGUGGCGUGAGUCAGGACACUUCAGCCGAAGAAGUGAGGGCAUAUUUCGUUCAGUUUGGGAAAGUGGAAGAAUCCGUUAUGUUAAUGGACCAGCAAACCAAAAGACACAGAGGGUUUGGAUUUGUCACCUUCGAAAGUGAGGAUGUUGUUGAUAGGGUGUGCGAAAUCCAUUUCCACACUAUCAAAAAUAAGAAGGUUGAAUGCAAGAAGGCUCAGCCAAAGGAGUCAUCUCCUCCCGGUGCUCAGCUGAUGGGAAAACGUUUGAUGAUUGGAGGUCUUGGGAUGCGGGUGCACAAUCCUGCUGCUACUGGAGCUUUGACCGCAGCUAAUCCGAUGAUGGUCGCACAGGCUCAAGCACAAGCACAAGCUCAUGCUCAUGCUUUCGCCGCGAAUGUUGCUGCUCAAUCCGUAGCAGCAGGUUAUGGUAAAAUAUUUGGACCAUAUCCACCAUUGGCUAGUUACAGAUAUUCUCCAUAUGCUAUUCCAACAAUGACUGCUAGUGUUGGUGCUCCUCCAGCAGCACCGCCACCCCAGGCAACUCCAGGAGCUCCUAUUCCACCCCCUGUUGCACCGAGUCCGUAUCAAGGAUAUAACUUGGCAAAUAUCGACAUGUCCAGUUUCCAAGGUAUAGAUUGGGCUGCUAUGUAUGGAAUGGGCAUGUACCCCUAAAUAUUGCUCAUAAUUUUAGUGUAAAUAUCUUUCUCUUGAGAUUUUACCUAAAUUAGGUAUUUUAUGAUUGAACAAUCCAACAAUUUCUAGUUUCAUGAUAUUUUGAAAAUUUUCUACCUCAUCAAUAAUAAUUAAAAAUAUAAAAGUUAAAUUCCAUAAUGAAUCAUACUCAUGCAUACUCAACCUUAAAAUCAACUUCACCACAAUUCGUUCUUGAACGAAACCGUUUUUUCAGUCAAUUUUCCUGUUGAGAAACUGUUGGAUUGUUCCUUGUCAUAUAGAUUUAUCAUAACGAAGCAAAUCUGUGAAUCGGCAGAAAUAUUUUAAAACUGAUUUUCAACCAGAGUGAAGAAUGUAGAGAUCAUGUUUGCUCAAUAUGCUUCCUGGAUUCUUCAAACAAAGAUUAAUAAAAAUUGUCCUGGUUGAAUCCCAAGAUCUUAAGAAAUAAAAUAAAAGUUAUACCUAAUUAGUUUCCAAGUAUAUCAUUAAAAUCUCAUUUUUUGAAUAGAGUCACUGCUCAUUUAGUAUUUAGCAAUAACUCGCAAUAAAAUCAGUAUUAUCAAAUUUUACUCCUAUAACUUUUAUUUAAGUCCCUGAGAUUCCUGCUAAUGGCAAUAGUGUGUUGAGAAUCAAUUCAUGUUAGGUUGUACAAUGUACUUAAUUUUAUAUUAACUUAUUGUGUGACUGAUAGGAUAUUUAAUUUAAGUGUAUGUUGAAACUUUUUGCAUAAGUUUUAGAUUUUGUUGUGAAUCAUUUUACUCUUGAAAUGGCGUACCAUCUGGUUGUCUAUUUGAUUCCGAAACGUGAUAUUUCAAAUCAAAUUAUUAAUGUUUUAAAUUCCCAAAUUUUAUUUUAUCGAGUCAUUUAGGUCAAGGUUUGAAAUUUUAACAAAUUCCCAUAUUUAUUCAAUUUUCAGAGCUCUUAAGAUCUCACCUGUUAUAAACAUUUCUUAGUCACAAAAUAUAUUUUCCAAAUUUCCGAAAAAAGUUUUUUUUAUCAAGCAGAUCUAGUCAUCGAGGUCAACUGCCUUGUUUACUUACAAUCACUUAACCAGAGAGAGACAGACCUGCUCACAUUCCUGUAAUAGCUGUGCAUCGAUUUUUUAUAUUUGUGUGAUUCAAGGACCAAUGCGUCUAUUGCCUGGCUUUGUGCCAUGAUGCAAUCUAACUAAGAGCAACUACUUUGCCCUUCAUUAAUCAGCAAGUAAUUUAUAUUUUCCUUUCUGCAGCUAGUAAUUGUGCUACUUCUGCUUUCUUACUUUCUACGUAAAGAAUAUCCUUCUUUCAAUUCUUUAUACAUAUACUCAUGACAACCUACUGAAGAUGAAAUACUCAGUAUUAUGGACAGACUGACAUGCUCUUAGUUUAAGAUUGCCGUAAGUAUUUUAAAAAUGUUCAUACGGUUUUAUAAAUGCUUAGUUUUAAGUGAUACCGCCUAAUGGAACAAAACCUAUGAGCCUUGUGAUAGUUGUUGGGCAAAUGGUUAGUUCCAGCUCAGUUGCAAGUCUGUCAUGUAAGUCUGAACGUAUUUCAUUUGAAUUUUAUUUGAUUCUCAAACGAUAUUUAAAAAUUUUCACUCAUUAUUUCGUGAUACGAUUAGUGAGAUUCUCUGAUUUGUUUUACCUAAAUCAAUCUCUAUUGAUUGUUAUUUACAAUAAUUUUCACUUGAGGUGUUAUUUCUUCUUGGAUCGACUUGGAACUAAGUAAUUGGCGACAAUAGUUGUAAAUUUUAUUCAAAUUGACAGCAAUAAGCGUUGUGAGACAGAAUGAACCCUCUAUUUUUAUAUUCAAUUAUAAAUGUUAAGAAAAAUAAAACUUUAGUUUCACUUGUUGAGUGAGCCCUUACGAUUAUGUAAAUAAUGUAGUUUUAUAAGAGGGUUGGCUUGAAUUUGCGCAGAACAUGCGCCUUAGAGGAAGGUAUUAAUAGAAAUUUGAUGUAGUUAUAAAAAUUACUACCUAUGAAGUAUAUGACACUCCUAUUAACCUGUUCCGUAGACGUUUAUGUUUAGCCAUGUCGUAUGUAUUUUUGAAGAUACUGUAGGUAUUAAACUAAUGUAUAAGUUGACAUAGUGAGUAGAUUUUAGUGUUUGUAGUAUGUAACUGUGUGUGUAGUGUAGAGACGACUUCAUUUUAUGGUCGUUUUAUGCACUCUGUAGUAGAGCUAUUUCAAUAAAGUAGUUUCAUGAAGUAGAA